Rasamsonia emersonii CBS 393.64 is the source of this 384-nucleotide messenger RNA. RefSeq lists its product as uncharacterized. Lineage: Eukaryota; Fungi; Ascomycota; Eurotiomycetes; Eurotiales; Trichocomaceae. The annotation marks the transcript as partial. The transcript has a single exon. The record is from RefSeq and is a predicted model, not a curated record.
CUCUCACCGCCAGAGUAUCAGCAGAAAUAUCGCUCAAGACAGGCAGGAAACAGGAAUCCUCGCACGGUGGGGUUGCAGGCCAGAGGCAUUCUGCAGUCUGCAGGCUGGCGAGCGUGCGCUGCGCAGGCAAUCAUCGUUGCAUUGUGCGAGGAGCAGCGGGCGACGGUGGGCAGACGCAGGCCAACAACACGGCGGGCGGUGAUUCGCAGGCGGGCGGUACUGCUGUCACGUAACAAAGCGAAUUUGCAGAACGGCGUGGAGCAGCUGCCUAAGCGGGACAAGGCCCGUGCCGGCCAGAACCAUUGGGCCAUUCAACAUUGGGUCGCUUGCCGAGCCUGGUGCUGCGUCCACGCCGGCGCCGGCGGAUGGCCUGUUCGCUGCUAG